Messenger RNA from Megalops cyprinoides (Indo-Pacific tarpon), 2609 nucleotides. Its product is annotated as actin filament-associated protein 1-like 2. Gene Ontology annotation, molecular function: SH2 domain binding; SH3 domain binding. Lineage: Eukaryota; Metazoa; Chordata; Actinopteri; Elopiformes; Megalopidae. The record is from RefSeq and is a predicted model, not a curated record. The coding region runs from base 66 to 2306 and encodes 746 amino acids. Gene Ontology annotation, cellular component: cytosol. Gene Ontology annotation, biological process: regulation of mitotic cell cycle; inflammatory response; positive regulation of interleukin-8 production. The transcript is spliced from 17 exons.
AUUGGUUUGAAAGUCGAAACGGAAGAAGUGCUCUUUACAAGCCGAUUCCACGCGACGCAUGACACAUGGAGAGGAACAAAGCGCUGGACCAGCUCUUGGGAGAGCUGCAGGCCUUCCUUGUGAUGCUGGAUGUGGAGAAUCUCAGCAGCAAGGCCAUUAUACAAAAAGGCCUUCUAUCAGACCUGCUGCACACCUACACCUCAAAGGCAGAUCAGCAGCUUGAUGUCUUAUAUAUGGGAGAAGAGGAGACACACAUUCCUACACCUCAGAAUGGACUCCCUGAUCACCCCCAGACCUUGUAUAUGGAGAGUGGGCUGGAGUCACCAGAGAGUUACUAUGAGUCUUAUGAACCCACCCCCAACGAGGACUGUGGGGGUAUGAGCAGCUCUUAUGAGUCAUAUGACGAGGAAGAAGUGACCAAGGAGAAGUCUGUGCCACACCAAUGGCCAUCCACUGAGGCAUCUAUCGCAUUGAUGAAGGAUGCCCAGAUCUGUGCCUUCCUCUGGAGGAAGAAGUGGCUGGGCAAAUGGGUCAAACAACUGUGUGUUAUCAAAGAACAGCACCUCCUGUGCUAUAAAUGCUCUAAGGAGCAAACGCCUCUGCUGGAUGUCAGCCUUGCUGGCUGCAGUGUUGUUAUGCAACUGAAGAAGAAGGAGUACAAUCUGAGGAUUGCCCCUGUGGGGGCAGAGGCCAUUGUGCUGGGCCUGCAUAGCAAGGAGCAGGCCAAACAGUGGCUCAAGGUUAUCGAAGAGAGCAGGAGGAUGUCAGUGGACAUGUCUACAGUGCCCUCUGCCACUGACACUAAAGGUGACCUCAGUAUGGCCUUGACUGACUGCCAUGCACAGAGCACGGACAAUAAAGAGCCGAGGAGGAAGUAUGUUUCUGCACUGAAGUUCAGUGAUCUCAAGAACCUUGGAAAGAAGAAGAUGCCCCCAUCAGAGAGCCCAGAUAAAUGUCUCGACACAUCGGGGUACUUGAAUGUGCUGGUGAACAGCCAGUGGCGAGUCCGUUGGUGCCUUAUUAAAGACGGACAGCUUUUUUUCUACCAGGACAAGGGGAAGACCAAAGAGUCCCAGCAUCCCAUGCCCCUGUCCGGCUGCAUGGUGCUGCCUGACCCCAGCUCAGACCACCCGUACUCCCUCUGCCUUUGGCAAGAUGGCAAGCAGCUAACCACCCUGGAGGCCAAAUCUUCAACAGAGAUGGGCCACUGGCUGGGAUUAUUCCUUUCACAGUCAGGAUCAAGAAAUGACCCAGAGGAACUUCUGCACUGUUAUGUGAACUCAGAGCAAAUUUCCAGUAUUGCAAGAGCUGCUAGAACCUCCAUGGAUAUGAUGCAGAAGAGAGGCUCACAGAUCAACACAUACAUAGACAGUCUACCCACUGCUGUGAUAGACCCUGAUGACAUCUAUGAAGAAGUGCCCAUAUAUGAAUCUGAGGAGAGCUUGAGUGAGGUGGACAGUGUGACACAGGACAGUGUAAACAGGGUCUAUAUUGACCUCAGCCCGGUCAGGUCCUUCCUCCACACCUCCCAGGCCCAUCAGGACAGCAGCCUCUCACAGGAACCCCCGGGACCCUUUCAGCCAAAGCAGUGGGAGCCCCCAAACCAGGGGAGAGGUAAAAGACAGGAUCGACCCCGAAUGGCUUCCCAUGAGCCUGCACAGACAGAGAGGAGCACUCAGUCCGAUCCACAGAAGGAAGAGGAUGAGCAGCCAGUUUCCAGUCCAGCUGUUGACCGGUCUAAGUCUCAGUCCCUGUCCCUAUCCCAGUUUUACUCCCACUCCAAUGAGAGACCAUUCCCCCUUCAGGAGGCCCAGAGGAGGACAGGGCUCAAUUCCCAGUUUAGUUCUAGUGGGGUAGGGACCAGCACAGAGAGCCUGGAACAAAUCAACUCCCUUACUGCAGGCCCAAUGCAACAUCGCCGUCUUGAGGUUAGUCUGACAGAGACAGAGGAGACUUGUCAGGAGAAGGAGAGGAGGCAUGUGGACCUGAAGCUUCAGCCCAACGUGAAGGAAAGUCUGAAGAAGAUGGAAGCCAGACCCUCCACCCUGGAGACGGACAUGCAAAUGCAGAUCAUGUCAGCCGCCACGCCUGCCAGCUCCAGUGACACCUCACCUAUCAGCUCCUUCACAUCCCAGAAGCACAGGCCUGUGUCAGUCAUACCACGCAGCAGAGCGAACGUCCUGCAGAAAGCCAAGGAAUGGGAAAAGAAAGGAACUACAUGGAGACCUUCAGGAAAAGCCAACUCCUCGUUCUACACUCCUGUAAAGCAUUGUAGCCCCCUUUCCUUAAACCUGCCUCACACCUGAGUCCACUCCAAAUGCAGGUCCAGACUGAACCUCCAGCUCUCAACAUCACAGACCUAAUCCUACCACAAGAAUCAAUAUAUAUGAUUUGCUCAUAUUUCAGAGAAAUACAACUCUGUACCCGAAAAGGUCACAUUCACUACGUGAGAAGAAUAUCCACUUUACCCAUAUAGAUUAUUGUAUGACAGCCUUUGCUGAUGUUGAAGUUUUGUUUGUAGAUGUCAGUAGCAAAGAUGUACUGUAAAUACAUUGAAAUUAUGUCUUUAAUGGAAGCUUCUUGUUAAUGUAAAGUCAGCUAACACAAUG